ACACAGCGCUCCGCUCUGCUGUGGUGUAGUGCACUGCUGUUAGAGUUGGAGAGCCUGAUCCGACAGGAGGGAUAGAUAGACUCACUGCACUCCCUCCCUCUCUUUCUUUCCCUCCCUCUCUCUCUCUCUCUCCCCCCCUCUGUGUCGCUGUCUGUCUCUCUGUCCCCGCGCUCUCUCGUUCAUGAAUGUCACCUCUAUCUCUGGGAAAUGCUGGAUUUGUCAAGUCUCCGUCUUUUUCCCUGUCUUCUCUCAGGGCGCGGGUGAACGUGACGGGGAUUCCAGGGGAGCCUGAAAGAUGCUGAGGAAACAAGCCGCGCUCCGUUCAGCAGAAGCCGCAUCCCUUCAUCAGCUUGCAGAGCUGAUACCUCAGGUCGGACAGUCACUACUUCUUCCUCUACUUCUCUUGCUCUGACUGUGUUCGAGGUGGAGAAUUUUUACAGGUGAAGGCAAAGAAAGGACGGGAGUCACAGGCUGUCCCAACAGUGAUACUCCUGUCAUUUUGGAGAGUUAAUGUGUGGACCCCUUUUUUGUCCCAGUGAACAGCAUCAGGCUUCUUAUUUUUGGGACUGAGCAGGUGAAGAGGACUAAAUUUCAUUGUUUUUUUAAUGGUUCUGGUUUUAUAAUGCGACGAGUCCCGUUUUGAGACAAACUUCAUUUGUGCUUGGAGUACUCUUAGACUGGGACAGAGGUGUCAGAGGGAUAGCGGCUACACUGCACUGGAAUUUGGGUGGAUAACAACAUGACUCGUCCUGGCAGAGGUAGAGUGACAUGUGAAAGCUUUACUUGAAUCGGUCUCCCAACCACAACGCACAAAUCCCAGAAGGACAUAUAAAGGCAAACGACCACUCAUCCAAACCUCCGUGAGCAGUGGUUGUCAGACUUGGGAGGGCUUUUAAAGGAUCCACCCUUCUCUUUCCUCCACCUCCAACUCUUCCUCCCUUCCUCUCCUUCUUUUUCUGUUCCCUCCCAGUUGAUUCGUCCUAGGAAGCCCCCUCCUCCGCUCUGCACCCCUCCCUCAGUGGUGCUCCGUCGCCCUGGGUGAGUGGGCAGGGGGGUGGCCCACGGUACCCCCCGACACCUGGGUGCCACCGAGCCGCCAGAGGCUGGUGAGGGGGCAGCUGGGUCAGCACUGGGAAGAUGGCCGCUCUUGCCAGUUCCCUCAUCCGCCAGCGCAGGGAGGUCAAGGACCCCCAGGCAAACCGGCAGAUCGCCAGCAAGCGAAAGCCCUGCCCGAAGAGCAACAAGUCACUUUGCCAGAAGCAAAUCCUCAUAUUAAUAUCAAAAGUUCGAUUAUGUGGCAGUCGAGGGAGAAAAAUGGAGAAAAGACCAGAGCCUCAGCUGAAGGGCAUUGUCACGCGGCUCUACUGCAGACACGGCUUCUACCUCCAGAUGCUGCCGGAUGGCACCAUGGAAGGCACAAAGGACGAAAGCAGCUCCUUCUUGCAGUUCAACUUGAUUCCUGUGGGGCUCAGGAUAGUGGCCAUCCAGAGCACCAAGACAGGGCUCUACGUUGCCAUGAACAGCGAGGGCUACCUCUACACUUCGGAACACUUUACACCUGAGUGUAAGUUUAAGGAGUGUGUGUUUGAGAACUACUACGUCACCUACUCGUCCAUCCUGUACAGACAGACCCAGUCAGGGCGGGCUUGGUACAUCGGCAUCAACCGGGACGGCCAAGUCAUGAAGGGGAACCGCGUCAAGAAGACGAAGGGAGCUGCUCACUUCCUGCCCAAACUUAUUGAAGUGGCUAUGUACAGGGAGCCCUCUCUACAUGACGUUGGUGAACAGAGUCCGCCCAGAAAAACGCCCAAGACCUCCAGUGAUUCGCCUGUGCUCCAGAACGGCAAGAAAGAUCCUCAAUCCAAAACCAAAACCUCCUCCUCCUAGCGCUCAGAGACACAGGAGAGAGGAGUGGUAGACAACACGUGGACAAUGGGCACCAGCGGACACCUGAACAAGUUUGUUAGGGCUACCCUCCCCCCCACAUGCUGCCUGUAAUACUGAUCCCAUAAUGCACUGGUGACAAACUGGGUAAAAAGCAGAAGCAAGUCCAGGCAGAGUGGAGUUGGCCAGUGGGAGGCCCCUUUUACCUUUACAGAAGCCCAUUCACACCAGCCCACCAUGUUCUUAUUUAAUGACCUUUAUGAUUAGCAGAGCCUGGGAUCUAAAAGCAAUAACUCCGCAAAGAGGUGAAAAGUGGCCUAACAUUGUACAGCAUGUCACCACAGCGUGUUCAACCAGCUGGAAGGGAAAACCCCCCACACCCUCUAGACAUCAUCAUUGAGAUCCUUCCAGUCAACCAAAUAUCCAAACAAAGUCUUCCUGGGUUUAACACAAAGAGUGCACUGGGUAAAUCUGUCCCUCUGCUGCACAUGCUCCACAAUUGGGUUACGUCUUUAUUCCCCUAUGGGGUUUAAUGCUAAGGUUAGCUUGACAAAGAGUCAUGCUAAUGUGAGGCUGUCACACAGACCCUUUGGUUCUAAAGCCAUCUGCUCACUCCACAUCUUCAGCGUGUGCGUCAGCAACUUUGUGAGAUAGCCUGAAUAUGAGUCAGUCCUAUAUGCGUGUGUGUGUGUGUGUUCCCUUCUUCCAUUCACCUUUGCUACGAUUUUAUUAGUUCGUGACAUGGACUCAAUUUUCCACUCUGCGGCACAAGAAAGCCCCUCCCUCCUCUGCGGCUCCGUUAAUGGAGUCUGGGACUGAUCAGACUCUUUCGACCCUUAAACGAGGGGUCAAAAGCUCCCCCGGCACAUUGCGUAACCGCAUAACCCACACUCAUUUAUACACUUACAUCUACACAUGCAUGUUUGUGGUUUGUGCAGCACGUGCACACACUUUAGAGCCCAGAUGUCCAUGAGCAUCGGCCGCUGAAAACCAUCUCACACCUUAACACACUUAGCAAAGUGACACGCACGCUCGUGACUGCGCCCACUAACAUGACACAGUGGUGAGUGUGUGUACGGGUUCUGGGAGAUGAUGAGGAUAUCAUCAGCGAAAUGGGUUGGUAAUGGAGCCUGGCUGUGCGGUUUGUGAUUGUGCUGCAAUAGCUGUUUUCACUGUGGCCGGCCAUGCAUUGCACAAACCCUCAAGGGCCACACACUAUCUGUGCAAAUCAUCUUUUGUUUCACUGCACACACACAAAUACACACACACAUAUAUAUAGAAAUGCCAAUUUUGUAUUUUUUCAUCAUACUCUGCCAUCAUGUUCAGGGGGUCUGACUUGAGAUUUUGACCUAAUUUUGUGUGAAAUAGUCAAUAUUCACACAUACACUGAUAUUCCAGUGAAAGGCUAAAACUAACAGAACAACCUUUCAUUGGAUAUAAAUCACAAUCAGUAAUCCUUUUAAUUGGAUUUAAUGUCAAGUGGCUGUCUUGAAACUAAAGAUAAAUAAUAUAUGACAGCUGGCUACGCAGCGCUGUGAGUAAAGUAGUCUGAAAGUGUCUGCAUUUUCUGAGUUUUAAGCUGUUUCACUAAUUUGUCAUACACUAAGAGUUAUCUUGCAUCCGUAUGAGAAUUACACUUCCCCAAAUUUUCGCGCUGCAUAGCAUUGUUCAAAUAAACCGUGUUUAUUCCUUAAAGAUAAAGAUAAAGUUAGAAGACAUUAUGGAAAGCAGCUCUGGUGGAAAAAGCUCAGUUCCCCCUGAGCAAUGAGGCAGCAAUACUCAAAAAAUAAAAAAAUGCCCAAAAUGCUGACUUUAAGUAAUUUGAUUUAAUGUAAGUUUCCAUCUAUUAUUUAUUUAUUUUAUCAUGUAAGUACAAUGUAAAAGGUUCACUUUAAUGGUCAAAUCAAAUUUAGUUGAUUGAUAUACCUUCGGUUUAUACCAAGGUGAUCCUUAUUUGAAUAAAAACCUUUGAUUUUAGAAAGAUUUAAAAAUUUUAAUUUUAAUUUUUAAACUUGUAGUUUUCAGGUAUAAGUUUGGGAGUUUCAAAAGUUACAUUUUCAGAGACUUUAUUUGCAUGUAUUCCCAGAUAUCAGUUUGGGAAGCAGAUUGUACUUUGAAAGAGUACAAUUAAAUGAACUAUGCCACCAAAUUGCAUUAUGGGAAAUGUAGUAACUAAUGAUCUGUUUUGCUGGAACCAAAGUCAGGAUUUCUUCAGCUUCUUCUGCACUGAUUUUUCAUAUAAAGUUCCCAUACUUCAUACAUAAAUUAGUGUAGGGUACUCAGUUAAAUUACUGUAACAUUAACUAAAGAAACUAAUGCCGGGGAAUCAUUUGUUAAUGUAAUUUUUAACAUUUUUAGAAAUGAACUCUGCAGUUUUUUGGGGGUUUGGUUUUAUAGUAAAUCUCUCCCAGAGAGUUUGAUUUUGAUGCAAAGAGGAAUUCAAGCCUUCUUUACUUGUCACGUCCUUACAGUUAUUAUUUAGAGCUUAUAUACUGUGAUCCCAUGAUAUGACUGAGGCAAAAAUAAUUAAAGUUGUAUGAGCAUAGAUGAUGGUACAAGAAUGAUGGCUCUGAAAAAAGGAAACUUAAGCGUCUCACAUCUUUUUGCCAGUGUUUAUUUGUUAGCCUGUCCUGGUAAAGAAAAUCACUACCAUAUUUAAUAUUUCACUCCUUUCUUUCCGAAGACCUUGUUUGGUGCAUUUCCAUUUGUUGUUUCCAUUGAACACAAAAAGCAAUCAUUUUUCAUAUCAAACUUGCUACAAUAUGCCAGGCAGGGUAAUUGUUUCUGCCUUAUGUUUAUGUACUGUGGGAAGCGAGGGAGUCCUUUGUGUUCGGGAGGUAAAGGCGAGGCGAGAUUGAUGAUCAGGGCAGAGGGAGAGAGAGAGAGAAACAAAAGAAAUGAGCGAGAGAAGAAGAGAAAAUUUUAGGGAGGAUAAUUAUGAUGAUGAGCACAACAAAAAGAGAUUUAAAAGGGAAUUAUGCUAAGGUGGACACUCUUGCCUGAAGACACACAUUUACUAGCGCUUCUCCUUAUGCGCGUAAUCCUCUGCCCCCAUGCAACCUGUGGUUGUAAAUAAUAAUAGCUGAUAACCCAAUCAGGAUGGAGGCGAGGGUGCUGAGCAAUGUAAUCUUCUACCUGAGAAUUGAAGCAAAUUGUACCUCUGCUUUCCUGAAGGAAGAAAGGAAGGAAGGAAAGAGCAAUCCAGUGAAUACUUAAAGGAAAGGAAGUGGUCUGAGAGAGAGGAAAUAAAUAAAAGAGGGGGUGAAGGGGGUAAAGGAAGGUGAUUCAAUACAUAUAUGAUUUAAAAUAAUAUAUAUUUUUUAAUUUAUUGUACUUAAGCUACUGUUAAAACCUCACUUUCACACUGAAGACCUUAAUUAAACUGUUAAAUAGACAUUCAGGUUGAUGUGUUUGACCAGACACCCUCCCUGGAUCACACGAUCCAGAACACAGUGUUUGACUAUUAUUUGCAGAGUAAUUAGUGUUUAAUUAAAAGAGGCUCCCUCCUCCCAGAACUGAAGCAAGUCUGUCUGAGACUGGAUUCUCUUAGAUGGAGAGAGGAGUAACUCAACAAACAGAGCUUUUGUAACAUCUAUAUUAUGUAUUUUAAGGGCUGGGAAAUCUAUGUUCCAAUAUUUUUUUAUGUAUGUCUCAUGACUGUUGUUUUUGGGUUUUAAAUAGGGGUUAAGGGCUAAAGUUUUAGUUUAAAUAAUCUUUGUGGAAGAGUUUAAGGAGCACGGAUUUCGCACAGAUUAUUUUUACCAUAUAGAUAAACAAACGUUUGAAAGUGUGUUCAGACAGAGCACCACCAAAGGCAUUGGUGUUACGAUGAUAAAUGACAAACUUGGCUCGUGUGUGCAAAGUUAAGCCGCUGUAGGAGUGCUUUAAUCCUGCAUUCUCUCUAAUGGCCAGCAGGGGGCGACUUAUCUGGUUGCACGAAAACGUCAGAUUCUAUAAAAGCCUUUGGGACAAUGACCCAAAACCUCACUCCAUGACGGUCUCGUUUGCUAGUUCCAAGAUUUAAUCCCAUGUAGAGAGAAAAAAUGCUAAAGCUCAAAUCAGUGGAUAAGAAAAAUGAAAUAAUCUUUUCUCAAGCAUUUUACAAAACUAACUAUAAAGCACUAUUCUACAAACAAGUAAAAAGCAUAUACCAGUUAAGGGCAAGCCAGUGCAUCUCUUUAUGUUUAUGUGAGAGCUCAGCCAUUAGCUCAUCUUGCCAGGAACUAUGCGGUCACCCUCUAUUCUAGAAUACUGUUGAUAUUGCUACAUUCAUAAAGGUAAUUAUAAAAGUGGCUUUUUUUUUUUUUUAGCCCACAGCUGUUUUCAUUUGCUAAACCAGUCCUCAUCUCAUCAAAAAGGUGCCCCGUGUCCUGUCUGAACACACCUCUGAGGGUAAAGUGACUGUGAUGAAGUCUUGAUCCACAUUUUUAGGUUUGUGGUCUUUUGACAGAAAACCUUCGAUACAAAGCUAAAAAGAACGUAAGAAGCAAUGAAAGUGGAGAGGUGUCAAUAUGGGAAAUGUGGGGUCCUGCUAGUUUGGAUCUUGUCUCGUGAGAGUGAGAAUAUCUUUUUUAGUCCCUUUGUAAUCCUUUCCUGACUCUUAAAUACAGAAAAUCACUGGAGGGACCCUUUAACUUUCAAAAUAAAAGCUGCAUGAGAGCAAAUAAGGAAAAAAAUAUUAAAUUUUUAUGGAGUAAGUGUAGGGCUGUGAACAUUUUGUGUCAUGCCUCAUGUCAUGUCAUACAGUGACUUUAAAGCCAAACUUUUGUUAAACCAGUCCAUCUUUGUCACUUCACUGACCCCACGUCAGUCAACACUGACAUCUAGUGAAUGAUGGAUUCAAAGCUAACUAAACUUCGGUGUGUUUUGCAUGUGUGUGUGUGUCGAUUCAGCAAUUAAAUGCAAUCCAUUAGAAAUGAUCCAUCAGCCACUUAAAGCUGGAUCAGACAUCUGAGUGUCCCACUGUAAAAUAUGUAGACACGUUUGAUUUUUAUCCGACUGUUAUUUAAAUACUAGGUGCAGCCUGAUUACUGAUGUUAGUACCCAUAUUUUUUAAGUAACAACUCAGAUUUCCAGUUAAUAAUAUCAUCGUCAUUAUUGUGAUUUUUUAAGCUCAACUGAGAAGUAAUCAGAUUAAUCCUGGAAGGUUUUAUCUGUUAUUUUUAGUCUAUUUCAAGCUAUGGUGGUGAUCUUAAAGAGGAUGUUGCUUUGUUUGCAGUCUUAUUGAUUUUACUUUUGCGGUGGCAGAAAAGUAGAAUUACUAAAUCAUUUAUAGCGGGUGGAAGGUUUGUGUGGCCACACGUGUUUGCACCGGUUUGUGUGUGUGUGUUUUAUGCUGUGUUCGUACACACCUUCUUUUCCCUCCGUCUCUGUCCUGCGAGUCUUUUGUGAAGCCUGAAAUCAGCCCGUCCGCUCUCAGCCUUCAGGCUUCACUUCAAACGACUCUGCGUAAAUUACAGGAUGUAAAGUUUGCCAUUUCUCUCGGCGGCCGUCUCUCUGAGCACAUGUUUGAUUAGUGGACACCCCACUCCCCUCCCGUGGCUGAAUUUACUGCUUUUAACUGGCUGAUGAAUGUCUCCGGAUUCAGCUCUAAGCGUUAAAUAUUGGCCCUUUGGUGAGCUCGGCGUCACUGCUUCUUUAUAUAUGAAAGGGAUGGGGAAGGUGUGCCAGCUUGCGCCUAGAUAUCGAAGGGAGCUAAAUGAUGUCUAUCUGAUGCAGCUGCACCCUUCACACACACACACACACACACACAUACGCACACACAUACGCACACACCUCUCCCCCCAGGGACUCCCUUCCCUCCCAUUUCUCCCGAGUCAGGGCCCUCCCUGCUUACUGAGCGAAUUACAACUGCAGUGAGAGUGAGAGGGUCAUCUGGGGUUGUGAAAGACUCAGAGAGAAAGAGAGAGGCAUGUGUCACAUACUGUAGAGUGGCUACCUCGCGCCUCAAAGCCUCUCUUUGAAGUUCCAUUUCCUCUCGGCGAGCCUUUUUUGCAUACAGCUAAUAUGACUUCCCUUUGACCUGGAGGCAGCGCGUUUGUGUGUGUGUGUGUGUGCAGAUAUCCCACCUGCCAAUUCUGGUAAUCGUAUGUAAUGUUUGUGUAGCUGUUACUGAAUAUUUCUGUGUGUCCUUUAUGUGUAUCCAAGCAGAGAGAGAAUAAAGUACAGAGAGCGAGAGAGAAUAAAUCAAGAGGCCAAAUCAAUAAGCAUGAGUCCUUGGGCAGAAAGCAAUAAACUCUUAUUAACAAGGUGCAGCCACAUUAUCUGGGAGGGUGUGGAAAAAAGGGGAGAAAUAUUGAUAUAGAGAAAACAACUGCGUGUUUUAUUAAAGCUUUUAUUUUUCUAACACUUUGCCCUCUUUUGUGUGUGUGUGUGUGUGUGUGUGUGUGUGUGUGUGUGUGUGUGUGUGUGUGUGUGUGUGUGUGUGUGUGUGUGAGCUAGCAGAGCUGUUUAAGCGUGCGUGCGUGCAUUACUUCGAGGUGGAGUCCCCUCACCACAUCUGCAAUGCAGCAGAAAACACAAAAAAAAGAGAAAGGGAGGAAGAGAGAGACUCACGUGCUCUGACAAAAGAGUGACGCCUUCCUCGGGUGUUUUUUUUUAAUGAAAAAAAAAAAAGCUUUUAAAUUUGAGAGCUGGAGUAUUCAAUGUCACACCCUGAGAAGCAUUAAUGAAACUUCAGCUAUUAAAGUUUUGCAUUUUUGUUGUUGCUUUUUUUUCUUUUUUUUUAAAGGCACACCCCACGAUCUCUGAACACAUCUGCAUUGCACACACACACACACACACACACACACACACACACACACACACACACACACACACGCACACACACACAACCCCCUGCAUAGCCAGCGCAGAUGUGGCUAAAUCGGGUGACCUUUACAAGCAGAUCAUGGAAGGACUUCACCUCUUACAAGCUAAUGCACCAUCCACGCUUUAGUGGUGACUUUACUCUGUAGUGUUUCUUUACCUGUUUUCUAAAGUGUCAUUUGUCAAUCUAAGUACUUUGGGUGACUCUCGUGGAAUUACUGUGAUUUAUAAUGAUAUGAUGUGAGGUCACAUGUGAUCCACGUAACUCCUGGUUAGUCACAUUCACGUGUGUUUGCUGAUUUGAUGUGGUUUUGUUGCUGUUUAAAUACAUAUCUGUGUCUUUUACUCUCAUGUUGUGGAACUAAAAAGCUAGAUCUGUAAAGAAUGAGAAUUGUGGGGUUUCAAACCCUCUCCUUCCGAUCCCCCAGAAUCCACCUGUCUGUCACGUACCGCCUGACUGACCAACCUCUGACCUUCACUGUCAUCUGUCCUUCAAACAUGCACACGGACACAUUUCACGUGUGUGUGUGUGCUUGUGUCUGUGUGUUAUUCUCUGAUCAAUCUGUCACUCGUUUUUUUUCCGUUCUGUUGGUUUUUAUGGACGAUCCAACUUAUUGUGAGUCUUCCAGAAAGAAUUUUAAGGAAAUCAUCUUAACAUUAUUUUAAUGUUAGACAUAUUCUUGUCUUCCAAAUGCAAAAAGAGUGCUUCAGUCUUCCAGCUAUCAAAGCCACAAUGACACUAUUUUUGUAUUCAAAAUGGGGCAAAAAAUAUAUCUAUAUAUCUCUCUAUAUAAAUAUAUACACGCAAAUGUGGUUGGGGUGCAGUAACUCCCCCUGUUGCUGGCAAGGUGGAACAACACAACAUUGAAACACCAUCCAAACCCAUGGAUCGCUUGGAGGAAGGAGCUGAAAAGGACUACAGAGAGCCCUGGGAGUUCGGAGACUCAGACUUGUGGGCUGAGAUGGAGGAUCACAGAUGGGCUUGACUACAAGCAUGCAUGCGCCAAUCAUUUACUGGACACCUUCAAAGAAACAAUCCUUCCCCAAUAUUUACUCUUUGACACCCUUUAACCCCUUGACCCUCCCCCUCUUCAACACUUCUACUAUCCCAAACUCUUCUCUCUGCAUUUGCUAUAUGAUCUGUAUUUAUUUCUAUAAUAACUUACCCAAAGUCAAAGGAGACAUAUUAUUGGAUAUAAUUGAAUAAAACAAACUAAUAUAUUUGUAUGAUUGUAA
Messenger RNA from Maylandia zebra (zebra mbuna), 9927 nucleotides. RefSeq names its product fibroblast growth factor 11a (gene fgf11a). The record is from RefSeq and is a predicted model, not a curated record. Gene Ontology annotation, molecular function: growth factor activity. Lineage: Eukaryota; Metazoa; Chordata; Actinopteri; Cichliformes; Cichlidae.